CACCAUGGCCGAACCCCCGCAAAAAGUCUGGGCCUCCCUGAUCACGAACCUAAACUACCUGCCGGGCCUCCUAACCCUCGCCCACUCCCUCCACCGCACCAACACCCCCUACCCCUUCAUCGCCCUCUACACGACCUCCUUCCCCGACGAAGGCGUCGCCGCCCUCCGCGCCCGCGGCAUCCCCUCCCGCGAGGUCCCCACCAUCACCCCGUCCGGGACUUGCACCCACGAGCACGACCCCCGCUUCGCGGAAGCGUGGAAGAAGCUCAUCGUGUUCGCGCUGGAAGACUACGCCCGCAUCGUCCUGCUGGACAGCGACAUGCUCGUGCGGCAGAACAUGGACGAGCUGAUGGAGAUUCCCCUCGAUGAGGACCGCAUCCUGGCGGCCAGCCACGCCUGCGCCUGCAACCCGCUGAAAAAGCAGCAUUAUCCGAGGGACUGGUACGCCACCCUCGCCUCCCUCCGCCCAGAACCACCCACUUCCCCCCAUCCCCGAACUACCACUAUACACUACAUCCAAGACUGACUUUGCGAACCGAAAAAAAAAAAGGACCCCCGCAAACUGCGCCUACACAACCCAACACCCCACCCCGGACACGGC
This is a messenger RNA of Aspergillus fijiensis CBS 313.89, 601 nucleotides long. Its product is annotated as nucleotide-diphospho-sugar transferase. Gene Ontology annotation, molecular function: glycosyltransferase activity. The record is from RefSeq and is a predicted model, not a curated record. Bases 5 to 526 code for a protein of 173 amino acids. NCBI's taxonomy places the organism in Eukaryota, Fungi, Ascomycota, Eurotiomycetes, Eurotiales, Aspergillaceae. The transcript is spliced from 2 exons.